UCCACGUGCCGACUCCCGCGUCCUUUCUCCACGCUUCCCGACUUCUUAUAGCGCAAAUGGCGGCUCCUGAAUCCUGAUCACAUCGUCACAUCCCCAUCCCUAUCGCCUUGCUACUACUUCGGGUCCGAGAACGAAGCCAUUUUUGCAUCUCCGCGAGCGACUUGAGAGGCCGGGAUCGGCUUUGCAGCGUAGGAAAAUGAAGAGGCUGCUCGUUCAUGGCCGGAGGGGAAUCAGCUGCCCCUCCAGGAGCGCGGCGGGAGAUCCCUCCGCCCUGCCCGCGCUUGGCAACAGCGUUCUACUGCCCAGGUACCACUCGACAGAGAAACACGACGACAGUGACACGCUGGGCGAAAUCGGAGAGAAGGCAAGAACGACGGCGGAGGAGUUCCUGAAGAUGGCCAAGGAGAAGACCGACGACGUCGCCGAGGGCGCAAAGGAGACGGUGCAGGAGACCAAGGAAGCGGUGCUCGGCGAGUCGGACGACGAGAAGGAGAAGUUCAAGCAGAGGGUCGAGCAGGGGAGGUACCAUCAGAAAUAAGUGGCGGCUGCUCCGCUGCACUGCCUCUAUACUUGCACGCAGACAGACAUGGCCUGUCGAGGUCGUUAGCUCUGCAGUUUGUAUGUCGUCAACCACUAGGUUUGGUAUCUAGGUGCUAUGUGUAAUGUUUCUUCCCCCUUCAGUUCAGUGGCCUUCAGUACUACAAUGUGAUCUUGGUGCUAUACAACUUGCCACUUCCCGCAGAAUAAAUAAUGCUGAGCCUCUGAAUUA
Molecule: messenger RNA, 769 nt
Organism: Aegilops tauschii subsp. strangulata
Lineage: Eukaryota; Viridiplantae; Streptophyta; Magnoliopsida; Poales; Poaceae
Source: RefSeq, a predicted model, not a curated record